Aspergillus chevalieri is the source of this 2607-nucleotide messenger RNA. RefSeq names its product putative cell cycle checkpoint protein Rad17 (gene RAD17). The transcript is spliced from 2 exons. The record is from RefSeq and is a predicted model, not a curated record. NCBI's taxonomy places the organism in Eukaryota, Fungi, Ascomycota, Eurotiomycetes, Eurotiales, Aspergillaceae. The coding region runs from base 1 to 2607 and encodes 868 amino acids. Gene Ontology annotation, biological process: mitotic DNA replication checkpoint signaling; DNA repair; DNA damage checkpoint signaling. Gene Ontology annotation, molecular function: chromatin binding.
AUGGACACUCGUCCUUCGAAGAGACAGCGAAUAUUCACAGUCUACUCAUCUGAUACGGACGACGAUAUUGAAGCGCAGAUAGAAACAAACGAUGCGAAGACUGCAAGCCAUGCAGCUACCAAAGACUCUCGAAACGAUGUAACUCAACUCCCCAUUGGCGAUUCUGGGCCAAUUUCGAAAGCACUUCCCCUCCUGUCCUCGCGGCCGCAGACGACCUCGACUUCCGGCUACUCUAAUAGCAGAUCACAUUCCUCUACCCCUUCACCUGAGAAAAAGAAACCUGGGAAACCCUUGAACGGCAAAUCAACUGGGGAUCCUUUGCGCAGCUUCUUCCAACCCGCAAGUGAGGAACAACGAUGGUCUUCGCAGAAAUUCGAACCAACGCGCCCCGCGAAAUCCACAACAGAAAAAGCUGGGGAUGAUGACGAUUUGAUAGAAGAUGACUACGAUUCAUUCGAUGAGUUGUUUACGCAACAUUUCAUCAACGCGGAUAUUGGUUCCCAGAGCGGGACAGGAGCGCAGCGAAACAGUCAAGACAAAUCAUGCCAGAAUCCGCCAUCGAUCAAGACAAAUCCGACGGGGAAACGUGCGAGCUCUACGAAGCGCUUCUUGCUUCCCCAAUCCCCUAAAAAAAAGGGUCAAUCUCGGCCAUCAGCUACCAUCACCGCAGAGGACGAUGGGCGUCCAUGGGCCCAGAAGUACGGCCCGUCCAAUUUGGAUGAGUUAGCUGUCCAUAAGCGGAAAGUUACUGAUGUGCAGAACUGGUUGAAUGAUGUAUUCAUAGGGAGAAAUAGAUGCAGAUUGCUCGUUCUGCGUGGUCCUGCCGGUUGCGGGAAAACAACUACCGUAUCUCUGUUGUCUGAUACAUUGGGCUUCGACGUCCUCGAGUGGAAGAAUCCGCCGGCCUCCGAAUUCAACACGAAAGGUUACACGUCCAUUGGCGCUCAAUUCGAGGAAUUUCUGGGACGGGGUGAUAAAUUCAGUGGACUUGAACUAGAUGGAGCAGAUAAAACUUCAGAUGCUGGAGGAAGCCAUGAUUCUGCAUCGUCCCAGCGACGUAUUAUCCUUAUAGAGGAGUUUCCCACGAUUCUAAGUCGGAAUUCGUCUGGUCUGGCGGCCUUCAGGCUUUCUCUCCAGCGGUAUCUUGCUGCAACAGCUCCUUCGGGUUCAAGUAACCCAGCGAUUCCGGAAGGAGCACUGAAUCCUCCUAUAGUACUCAUCAUUUCAGAAACACUUUUGGGCUCAGCAUCUUCUGUUUUGGAUAAUUUAACUGCCCACAGGUUACUGGGUCCGGACAUUUACAACCACCCGAACACUACGUUUAUCGAUUUUAAUAACAUUGCUCCUACAUAUAUGCAAAAUGCGCUAAGGCUGGUAUUAGAGAAGGAGGCUCGUCAUUCCAGACGAGUUCAAGUCCCCGGGCCAGCAUUCCUCGAGAGAAUAUCUGAGAUAGGGGACAUCAGGAGUGCUAUCUCUUCCCUCGAAUUUGUCUGCCUCAAAGGAGACAAAGCAGGAGCAUGGGGAGGAAGCAUAAACAAAAAGACGAGGAAAUCAUCUCGCAAUGGCGUAGGACUCACGCAGAUGGAAAAGGAGUCAUUGAAAAUGAUGACGCAAAGAGAAGCGAGUCUUGGGAUAUUCCAUGCUGUUGGGAAAAUCGUAUACAAUAAGCGUGAUGAGGUUAGCAGUACGACAGGGAGCUUCAGGCCCCCUUCGCCGCCAGACCAUCUGCGCCACCAUGAUCGGCCGAAAGUAUCUCAGGUCUGGGUUGAUGAGCUUAUGGAUGAAACCGGGACAGACAUUCAAACCUUUAUAAGCGCUCUACAUGAGAACUAUGUGCCAUCCUGCGAGUGCCUGUUAUCCACGGACUGUCUGGAUGAAUGCAUAGGAGCAUUGUCGGAUAGCGAUAUGUUGUGCGCGGACCAAAGAGGCGCUCAAAGACAUGGCGCAAGAGUCGGUGGAGUCGGGAAUUUCAGUGCUGGUGUUGACAUGUUGCGGCAAGACGAGAUUAGCUAUCAGGUAGCUACGCGAGGCCUUCUUUUCGCUCUCCCUCAUCCUGUAAAAAGGAAGCUGGGAUCAGGGCGUGGGAACGAUGCUUACAAGAUGUCGUAUCCGAAAUCCCUGCGUUUAUGGAGCGCAUCCGAGGAAAUUGAGGGAUUGAUGGACUUAUGGAUGAAGCGUCUGUUGAAUCCAUUCAGCACAGCAGUCUCCCAGCUCGGUGGCAUACAGGGCUGGAAGAACCGUUCAACUGUUCGUGACACCAAUCAAUAUAAUGACAGUGAGACGCUUAGGACUGUGACAAUGAUGCCUCGAAACGAUGCAUUACUUUGGCACCUACCAUAUAUGGCUAAAAUAUCACAGAACGAACUCGAAACAGAGGAGCUCCAUAAGAUCACCGACUUUCAUAUUGGAGCUCACGGCGAUCUUAGUCACAACAGCGACAACCAUGUCAGCGAUCCUUUGCUGGGGCCUAAUCGCCUUCUCCAGCGGAGGCUACGCCAUACCAAGUUUCAAGGCAAUAACAGUGCAUUCGGACCACAACUCCCGCAACCCCUGGAAGAUCAAGAGGAGAAGCUAGUCUUGAGCGACGACGAUAUCAUGGAUGACUGA